This is a messenger RNA of Stylophora pistillata, 1445 nucleotides long. Its product is annotated as DNA-directed RNA polymerase III subunit RPC6. Lineage: Eukaryota; Metazoa; Cnidaria; Anthozoa; Scleractinia; Pocilloporidae. Gene Ontology annotation, cellular component: RNA polymerase III complex. Gene Ontology annotation, biological process: transcription by RNA polymerase III. The record is from RefSeq and is a predicted model, not a curated record.
AUCACAACCAGAAACAGCUUGGUGUUAGAUGAGAGCUCAAACUAGCUCCUUCAAAUGAUAAAAAAUUUGAAGCUUACACGUGCGUAUGGCUUGGUUUCCAAGCCAAAACAUCGCGUGGUCACAGAGCCGAGGUAAGAUGGCGGUUGCCGAUGUGGUUAUCAAGCAAGAGGCUGUAGAUGCCGUGGAUUUAGAAGAGAGAGUUGUCCAGCUUUGCAAAGAGAGUCCUAAAGGAAUAACAGAUCAGAUUAUUUCGCAGGAUAUGCCAAAUAUUCCACCGCAGCAAAGAGUCACGGCCAUAAACAGACUUCUCUCAAUGGGUAGGAUUGAACUUCUUAAAAGUGGUACACAACUUUUAUACAGAUACAAAGAUGCCCAAGCAACAACAAAAACUAAAGGAUUUGAAUUAGAAGAGAAACUUGUUUAUCAGAUUAUAGAAGAGGCACAAAACAAAGGAAUCUGGAUCAGGGACAUUAGAUUCAAAAGUAAUAUACCAAUGACUCAAGUCAACAAGAUUGUAAAGAACUUGGAAAGUAAGAAGCUCAUUAAAGCCAUUAAAUCAGUUGCUGCCUCCAGGAAGAAAGUGUACAUGUUGUUCAACUUGGAACCAGAUAUAACAGUGACUGGAGGAGCUUGGUACAGUGAUCAGGAUUUUGAAUCAGAAUUUGUGGAUGUUCUCAAUCAACAGUGUCACAAGUAUCUAGAACAAAGGGCUUUACAAGCUGAACAAAUGAAUGUGGAUCCACUGGCCAAGAGGAAUGCAUCUUAUUCAUCAUGCUAUGAUGUAUGGAAGUAUAUCUCUGAAUUAGGGAUUAGCAAGGUUCAACUGGCUGAAGGGGACAUUGAAACAAUUUUAAACACGCUAGUCUUUGAUGGAAAGGCAGAAAUGUCACUGGUUGUUGAUAACAGCUCAAGCAGAUCAUCGCAAGAUGGUCAGAAGAAACUUUACAGAGCACUUGCCCCAUUGCUGCCAGCAGCAGGACUCAUGAGUACACCAUGCGGUGUUUGUCCAGUCUCCAAUCAGUGUCGCGAUGGUGGGCCCAUAUCUCCAAGCAAAUGUAUUUACAUGAGGGACUGGCUCUCUGAGCUUUAACACUCUCAUUGACUUGGUAAAUGAAAAAUAACUGAUGGUGACAGGCAUGUAUUUAGGGCGUUUGGGUCAGAUGGUGGACUUUUAUUUCAUUUAGGCACCUGGACAACAAUUUACUGCUUAGCAGUUAAAUUUUAGUAGGGUUCUAAGAUUUAGGAUUUCACCCUGCUGAGAUGCUUCAGAACAAAAUAAAAUUAUGAUUUUUUUUGGAGACAAAGUAGUCUUUAUUGGGGAACCAUUCUUCAUUUUUGUAAAAAUGAUAAUUGUUUCAUUGUUAAAUUUCUCAUUGCAUUAACUGCUUGCUGAAAUGUAUUGAAGGAAACAAAAUGCUUUAAAGUAAACUUUUGAUUUGAACUCA